AUUGUUUUUCAGAUUAACAGAAGCACACAGGGCUGCUGUGAAAGUUAUUCGGCGUAUGCAGUAUUUUGUUGCCAGGAGAAAAUUUCAGCAAGCUCGCAAACCAUACGAUGUGCGAGACGUUAUUGAACAAUAUUCCCAAGGACACCUGAAUAUGAUGGUCCGGAUCAAAGAAUUACAACGCAGGUUGGAUCAUUCUCUGGGAAAGCCUGCAUUUUUUCUUCCAGAAAAGGGAUUAGACAAGGGUUACUACACUGCAGGAGCCAGACUGAUUCGUCUAGAAGAUAAGAUCACAAAGAUAGACCAGAAAUUGGACAACAUCCUGAUUCUGUUGAAAGACCAACUUGCCAUACAACAGCUGCCACAUUGCUCAGGUUCCUCACCAUCAACUAUCAGCCUCUCUGUCCCCACUCCAGAGACACAUGCAAUUACUUCUGAAGCUUAAGGCUGCAUUAGCAGUGAUUUCAAUGAAAGAAUCCAAACUGGUGAACGUUCUUAGAGCACCAGUGGACAAAAAAUAUAUCCAGAUGAAUGAAAAUUGCCCUUUCUCUAGGGGUAAUAGUUAUGGCCCAUUUCUGUUGAAAAAUAUACUUUCUCUGUAAAACGUGUUUAUUUUGUAAAAAUGUCUAUCAAUCUUCCUUUUUAGCUAAUGGAUUCUAAAUGUUUUACCAUGGGAAUUUAAAGCGUUGUUAAUGUUUUGCAAAUCAAGUUUUUAAACGUCCACUGAACACACUCUUAAUGAGUCAGUAUUCCUCCAUGUUGAAGAUCACUUGGAAGCAUCAAAUAGGAAGGUCCUAGGAUAGAGGACUUCACAAUCCAUCCCCAAAGGUAAGCUCAAUCACUGACUGCACUGCCCGCAAGUUCCAAAGGUUCUACUGCCAGUGCUGUGGCAGGUUCUGGAAGAACUAAUACCAGGGAACAAUUACUUCACCAUUUUCUCCCCCAGUCUGACUGUCAUAGAUGCAUCCAUCCACAUCAGAGAUCACCAGCACACAGUCAUGGACUUAUAGAGACAAAGUCUUUAUACCAAGGACAACGGGUUUGUAGGUUAAUUGGCUUGGUAUAAAAUGUAAAGAAAUUGUCCCUAGUGUGCGGUCGCUGGUCGGUGCGGACUUGGUGGGCCGAAGGGCCUGUUUCCACGCUGUAUCUCUAAACUAAACUAAACUUGAAUCGCUUAUCCCGUCACCUCCAAUGUCUCCCCACCACAAAUCACAGUUUAAUUGUUGGCUCUUAGCUCCAUCGACUUCUUGAUUUUCUGAACUAAGGACCUUUUUAUUGCCUUUAUCCCACAAACAAAAUGAAGACUACAAAAUUGUAUAAUUUUUCUUGUCUUUUUUUUA
This is a messenger RNA of Amblyraja radiata (thorny skate), 1337 nucleotides long. RefSeq names its product potassium voltage-gated channel subfamily KQT member 1-like. The coding region runs from base 56 to 442 and encodes 128 amino acids. Gene Ontology annotation, biological process: potassium ion transmembrane transport. Gene Ontology annotation, cellular component: voltage-gated potassium channel complex; membrane. The transcript has 5 exons. The record is from RefSeq and is a predicted model, not a curated record. Lineage: Eukaryota; Metazoa; Chordata; Chondrichthyes; Rajiformes; Rajidae. Gene Ontology annotation, molecular function: voltage-gated potassium channel activity.